Boleophthalmus pectinirostris (great blue-spotted mudskipper) is the source of this 3588-nucleotide messenger RNA. RefSeq lists its product as uncharacterized. NCBI's taxonomy places the organism in Eukaryota, Metazoa, Chordata, Actinopteri, Gobiiformes, Gobiidae. The record is from RefSeq and is a predicted model, not a curated record. Bases 35 to 3310 code for a protein of 1091 amino acids. Gene Ontology annotation, molecular function: protein kinase C binding. The transcript has 10 exons. Gene Ontology annotation, biological process: regulation of cellular localization; establishment or maintenance of cell polarity; centrosome cycle. Gene Ontology annotation, cellular component: nucleus; apical plasma membrane; cell cortex.
CUCUUGCCUUGGACCAUAAGAAAAGGAACAAAUAAUGCAAAGGAAACGGUUCUGCAGACUUGGUCAAAAAGCUUGCCAACGUUUAAUGCCAAAAACUCCAAUGGAGGGAGAAGCUGGUGUGGAUAAGGUUCCAGUAAAAGAAAAGAACAGCUCAUCUCCACCUACAGGGUUGCCGAUUAACUGGAAUCUUGUAACUGGUCCAGUCCGUGAGCCCAUCUUCACCAGUUCUUCUUCUAUCCUGUCUCAGGAUUCAGCUGUGCAUUCGUUGCAAACCAAACUGAAGACUUUUGGACAGCGUCGGCAAAGAGGGAGGGACAAGGACAAAGAGAGAUCAAAUUUGGUCACUCAUGAAGACGGUAUAUGUGGCAUUGCACCAGAAAUCUAUCUAAGACCAAAGGAGAAGGGACAGAACCUGACACCCAUAACUGUUCCACCGUGGCGCUCUAGAACUACUAGGAAUUUGAGUACAAGUGAUGAGGAUCAGGAGGUUGAGGUUGAAGUUAAGUUGGAGAUCCAUAGUCCACCUGCUGAAACACAGAUGCUGUCCCAAGGAGCACAAGAGGCAUCACCAGAAAUAGUACAAAAUAUCUCAAAAACUAAAAGUUUGGAAAGUCUUUUGUCCAACAACAUCAAUAAUGAAAAUUCAAAAGAAUCUCUACCAGCUGCACCUUCUGUCUCAAAAACUUCAAGUACUAAUAUGUCCUCAACCUUUUCUGCAUCCACAAGACAUUGGGCUCCCCCUAAAGGUUUUUGGAGGAUAGCACGUCCAGAAACACUGCUUCUAAAUGGAGUUGGUCCCUCAGCUUUACCCAUAAUGGAUUACACUAAGAUUGAAAAAUGCAAGGAAUAUGCCAAAACAGACAGAAAAUGUGAGAAUGUGGGAGUUGCAGUAGAUGAUGCGGACAUCCCUGCUGGGAUUAAGCACUCAGAUAGUAUGCAGUGCUUCCUGGAGAAGUGCGAGCAGAAGGAGCUGGAGACCAAAGGACUGUGUUCAUCUGAUAAUGUGAACAUAGCCUCACAAAGUGCUUCUUUUCCAUCUGAUGAUACACCUGUAGUCAAACAAACAGCUUAUGCAAAUUUAAGAGAAAGACAACAGAGUCGCAAAGUAGCAAAGGAGAUGAGUGGAGAAAGUGCAGAUCAACCUGAAGACACAGAUGUCUCAGGGCUUUUGGACUGCACAGACUCAGCCAUUCUUCCUCAGGAAUUUUAUUUGAGGUCAGUUCUUGUAAUAACUGAUGAACUUCCUCUGAGUCCAAGACAUGAACAAGCCAAGCGUCUUUUGGAGAGAGCAAGGCUGAAGGCACGGUCCAAUCACAUGAAAGGCGAUCGAGUCAGCAGACGAGGAGAAACUGAUCAGAGUGAUGUCAUUAAGAAACAACAGUUUGAUUCUGACAGUCCAACACGGGUGCAGAAAGCUGUCCAGACCAAAGAGGAAAUCUCCCCUCCAAGUGUCUGUCUCCCGCUCGUUGCCCCAGAGCACCGAGACACGUCCCCCUCGGAGCAGGCAGGUCGCACCAGGCGCUAUGGAUGUUCCCCAACCCGAGUGCGCUUUGAGGAUGAAUCUGAGAAAGAAGCACAGUCUCGAUAUAUGGACAGGGUGAGACAACGUGGCAGACCUAAGAACAGAGAAAACAACCAGGAUGCUAGCAGUGGUAAGAACCAAAGAAGCGUGUCCAUGCCUCCUACUCUUGUUAGUGUUGAAACCCAAACUGUGGUGCGGGAAAUCAUUGUAGUGGUGAAAAAGUGUGAAGCAUGUGGGUCUAUCGCCAGGGAAACGCAGGCUGUUACUUCUCCAUCUGAACCACAAAAUACUGACCUAGAACAAUUAACUUCUGCUGAAGAUCCAAGACCUAAGCAGGCCUUGAAACCAGUUAGCACACGUCCUAAAGCUCCACUCACAGUCACUUUCGCUGGAGCCUAUGUUCUGGGUGAAGACAAGGAAGUCAGCUCGGGAUGGAAGUCUUCAGGAUUUGGAAAACUCAGGAGGAGGAGCAGGAAAGGGGAGAGCAGAAUAGAGUCUGGUCAUGGUCCAUAUGGUCCAUCCUGGGCUCAAAGACGCAACUCAAAUCCAAGAAACAGGGUCAACCUGCCCAGGGGGGUGACUUUUGCCCCCGGAAGCCCAAUUGCACUAGAACCGCGUUUGCUAGAAGCGUCUAGUGCAACAAAGGAAUCAACAGGUCCUCCACUGCCAAUCAAAUCAGCGCUUAAAUCCAGCUCAAGGAAUCGUGCAAGUCCAAACCAGAUGGUACAGUUUCAAGAUGGGUCCAGUGCAGGUGUGGAGGGGGACACAGAGCACGACCAGUCAGAAGUGAGAAGAGAGUCGAGUCCAGUGGCUUUAAACCAAUCAGCUGCUAGUACCGGCAGCCCUGUCUCCUGCAUCCGACCAUCCACUCUGAGGUACUCUCCAGCCCGACUGACCUCUGACCUGCCAGCUGCUGACCACUGGGACUCUGCUUCAGAUGGGCCGGGCUUGAGUGUGGAAGGUGGAGGGAGUUCAGAGGGUCGGCCCAUCCUGCGCAGCGUGGCCCUGUCCCGCUCAGAUGACCUGAGGGCAGAGCUGUUGAGGGCAGAACAUCUGAAAGCAGAAGCCGUGUGGGAGGACAACCCAGACGGCUCGAGAAAGCUGGAUGGACGUCCAAAACUGUUCCUUCGUCGUUUCUUCUCCUCCAUUGGUUUGAACAGCGUGGGAAGACUGGUGAAGGGGUCUCGCUCCAGCAGCAUGGAGCAGCUGAGCCUUCCUCCUGCCCCUCGAGCCAGCUCUGCCUCCCCCAGCCCCACGCGGAGACCCCAACCCUCCAUCCGCAUCCAGAGAACCCCCUCCCUGCAAACCCUCCACACAGUGUUCCCAUUGGCACAGCUGCGCAAAGCCUCCUCUGUACAGAGCUUGGAGAGAAGGACAGAGCGCUCUACCAUUCUGGGGGAGGUUCCUGAAAGCCCUCAGUUGGCGCUUCACCGGGCCCUGAGUGUGGAGAACGUCCUUGUGUCCAGGAUGGGGCGUCCCGUGGGCAGGGUCACCCAGGCCUUCCCUGAUGGGACACUCCUCUUGGAACUCACUAAACCCCCCAAUGGUCCUUUUGGAUUUGUCAUAUCGAGAGGCAAAGGGCGUCCAGAUACAGGUGUGUAUGUGGAGAAGGUGGGCGAUGGCAGUGGAGAGGGCUUGUACAUGGGCCUCCUGGGGGUAGGGGAUGAGAUCCUGCAGGUGAAUGGAGAGGCAGUGGCCGGUCUGGCUCUGGAUCAGGUCACCAGGCUCAUGACCCGGGACAGCACAGCCUCUCUGCGGAUCAUGCCAGCCCGACACAGCCCACGAUAAAGGGACAGAGGCACGUAAAACCUCCUAUGGAUGUGAGACUGGAGUUGCAGGCUGUUGCCAGUGACAGUUAAAUAUAAAUAUGCACGGCAACUCUCAGAAACAGGAGCAAUAUUUAGUUUUAUACUGUUGUGAAAUUAAACUGUGGAAUAAUACUGGAAUGUGUAUAUAUUUUAAUACUGAAAUACUGUAUAUUUUGUUUAUUGAUGGUACAUUCUCUUAUUUGAGAUUAGGUAAUAAACUGUAACAUGUUUUCAAAAAAAGGUUACAAAAAAUGUCAA